Molecule: messenger RNA, 1421 nt
Organism: Ectocarpus sp. CCAP 1310/34
Lineage: Eukaryota; Phaeophyceae; Ectocarpales; Ectocarpaceae
Source: the annotation of a GenBank genome assembly
ACUUUUUUUUUUUUUCGUUCCAGAGCCUGAUGACGGGCUAUGGCCUGGAAGAUGAUGACGAUGAUGACGACGAGAGCAGUGCCGAUGACGACGAUGCUGCUGCUACUGCUUCUGCGAAACCGGCGAAGUCGGUCUCCUGGGCGGAUCCGGUGGACGACUCCGGGGAGACGGGUCCAGGGCAAGGCGCGGCGAUCGGUAGCGGCGGUAGUGGCAGUGAUAGUGGUAGUAGGAGCGGCGGGGCCCGUCAGGCUGGAGGAGAGCCUGGCGCCGUCCUGAUGACGGCGUCUUCGUCGUCGUUGCCAGCAGCGGGUGGGACGGGGGGGGGAGACGACGACGAUGGAGCGGGACAAGGGUUCCAGAUUGGAGCGGUCCAUCUCUACAAGAAGCAGCAAGAGAAGCGGGAGACGGAGGAGAGACGAAAACGGUUCCGGCAACAGGUGGUGGAACAGCAAAGAGACUUUCGGCGUGCGCUAGCGCGCAACACGGGGCCGUGAGAUAGGCGCCGCCAGCGAUGUUUUCGUGCUUCCCUGUCUCUCCAACAGUAGUGGUGGAUGUGUCUGUUCGCUGUGGUUGUUCUCUUUCGUUGGUGACCUUUUGACGUACGGAAUAGAGCAGAGCGGGACCUGCAUCGGUUGUUGGUGUGCGCGUGUGGGUUGCCCCGUCCCUCCGCGUGACGCCAUCACCCUCGAUCCGCCCCGGCUUGUGCUGAGGAGCUACGCAGAAAGGGCGGGUGGGUUUCUCUGACAGACCGCCGACUCGAUUGUAGCUUUGUGGUGGAGAUGCCUUUUAGCAACGGUGGAGCAGAGUGAGAUGUUGUGUCCCAGCCUUUCCCCGUGGUACAUAGAUAUAGACUAUUGUUCGGAGCUAUCUGCCCUUCCUGCGGUUGGUUCUCAUCGAGGAGGCUCUGCCAUGGAGACGCCAACCAGAGUCGUAGUUCGCAUGUACCAUGUGCGAUUUCCACGGGCUUGCGUGAAGUUCUUGAUUCGACUGUUUUGGCUGCUAGCGUGCAACCGUCUUCGAAGAGAAAGAGGCGGCAGCAGGAGAGCACACCGUUUGCAAGGUCGCGGUGGUUCCUGCCCUAGCGCUUCGCCCGGGGUGUUUCGGCCACCAUGAUUUUGGAUGCGAUGGGCGUGUAAGUGUAAACUUUUAGGCCGACUAGACUAUAUGUUGACCACUGGUUGGCGCUUGCUGUGUGGGAAAAGAAAGCUCUUGCCUCUCGUCGGUCACCAAGAAAUGCUGAUGGUGUCACUGCUGUUAUGCGUGUAGACCGUACGCUCGUUUCGUUGUUGUUUUCGCAUUUAUGACGAUGUCGGAACCGGGCGUUUUCGUCAGCGUCUCGGCUCCGGGAGUGAUGGGGGGUUGCGUGGUGUAUGCGUCGGAGGCGUUGGUAUUGUCAAUGAUAAUUGAGCAGGUUGUAACUA